This is a messenger RNA of Stegostoma tigrinum, 593 nucleotides long. RefSeq names its product late histone H2A.2.2-like. The transcript has a single exon. Gene Ontology annotation, cellular component: nucleosome. Gene Ontology annotation, molecular function: structural constituent of chromatin; DNA binding; protein heterodimerization activity. The record is from RefSeq and is a predicted model, not a curated record. Bases 69 to 512 code for a protein of 147 amino acids. NCBI's taxonomy places the organism in Eukaryota, Metazoa, Chordata, Chondrichthyes, Orectolobiformes, Stegostomatidae.
AUACUGAACAAUGUGACCAAUCAGCAAUGGCCGCACCCCCAUUCCUCCCGAAGGUAUAAGAGGGCGGGAUGUGGCCGCAUUGCAGAAUUCUCUGUGAAAGUGUUUGUGAGAUUGUGGCGAUGUCUGGGAGAGGAAAGGGCGGUGGCGGGAAAGCUCGGUCGAAGGCGAAGUCUCGGUCGUCCCGGGCUGGGCUGCAGUUCCCGGUGGGCCGUGUUCACAGGCUCCUGAGAAAGGGUAACUAUGCUGAGCGUGUGGGUGCCGGAGCGCCGGUCUAUCUGGCUGCGGUGCUCGAGUACCUGACGGCUGAAAUCCUCGAGCUGGCCGGUAACGCGGCCCGGGACAACAAGAAGACCCGCAUCAUCCCCAGGCACCUCCAGCUGGCCGUGCGCAACGACGAAGAGCUCAACAAGCUGCUGGGAGGGGUGACCAUCGCUCAGGGCGGGGUGCUGCCUAAUAUUCAGGCCGUGCUGCUGCCCAAGAAAACCGCCGCUGCGGGCGCCACUAAAAAGUGAAGGGGCCGUUCUGUAACCUGACAACCCAAAGGCUCUUUUAAGAGCCACCCACAACAUCAAUGAAAAGCAGUUAGACUGUCA